Moesziomyces antarcticus is the source of this 1380-nucleotide messenger RNA. Its product is annotated as FAS1 domain-containing protein. Gene Ontology annotation, biological process: macroautophagy. The transcript has a single exon. Lineage: Eukaryota; Fungi; Basidiomycota; Ustilaginomycetes; Ustilaginales; Ustilaginaceae. Gene Ontology annotation, cellular component: fungal-type vacuole membrane. Bases 1 to 1380 code for a protein of 459 amino acids. The record is from RefSeq and is a predicted model, not a curated record.
AUGAAGUUCACCACCACGCUUUCCGCUCUGCUCACGCUCGCCGCUGCUUCGCAGUCGGCCGUCGCUACUGGCGAGUUCCAGAACCUUCAGCUUCGCCAGGGCGGCGAUGCCAACGCGCUCCUGCAGGGACUGCGCGACAACAACCUCACCUCGCUCGCCAACGUGCUCUCGCAGCACCCGGCGGUGACCGAGCGCAUCCUCGCCGACAACUCGGAGAAGACGCUGCUGGCGCCCAACGACGAUGCGAUCGCCAUGCUGCCGUCGUGGGUGACGAGCAACUCUUCGCGCCUCGAGGCGACGCUCCUCCAGCACGUGCUGCGCGGCAACUUUGAGACGGACAAGCUCAACGCUUACCCGCUGCACACCAUCGGCCACUCGCUGCUCAACAACUCGGACUUCUCUAAGCUGCCGGGUGGCGCGGGCCAGGCGGUCGCGCUCGCCAAGUCGGGCAACCGCACCUUUGUCGCCGAGGCCGUCAACAACGACACCUUUGUCCAGCAGAGCGUCAAGGUCGACACCGUCACGGUGCUGCCCAUCAGCCAGGCCAUCACCGUGCCCGGCUCCGUGACCGACACGCUGCGCUUCCUCGGCUACACGGGCAUCUCGACGCUGCUCGCCAACGUCCAGAACGGCGCGCUCGCCAACACCAUCGACAGCCUCCCCGGUGUCACCAUGUUUGUCCCCACCAACGAUGCCAUCACCAAGUUCACCGCCACCAACCCCAACCCCACCGACAUCCCCACAGUCCUUGGCCAGCACGUGGUUGCUGCGCGCGUGGUCUACUCGCCGCUGCUCAUUGACCAGGGCUCGCUCAUCUCUGCCUCGGGCCAGGACAUUGUCUUCGACAACAACGCCGGUACGGUCAAGGUGGGCAACUUUACCGCCAAGAUCCUGCAGACCGACAUUAUCGCGCAGCAGGGUGUCAUCCACCAGAUUGACAAUGUGCUCGCCUCGACGGCGCUCGACACGGGACGUGCCGCGCAGGCGCAGAAGUCGGCCGAGGCCUCGGUGGACGCGGAGAAGGCUCAGUCCAUCUCGGGCCCCGUGUCGGGCAAGAACGCCAUCACCACCCAGGGCACCGACGUGCCCGCUGCUCAGCAGGGCUCCGGCGCCAACAACCGCUCGGCCAACGACAACACGGACAACGCAGGCUCCGGCCAGACCGAGUCUGCCAUCGGCAACGGCACCAACGGCAACAACGGCGGCGCCUCCCAGGCUGGCAACUCCAACGGCUCCAACGGCAACGGCAAUGGAAGCGGAAACCAGAACGGCAACGGCGUUGACCACCGCAACCCCAACGCCGCCAGCGCUUCCACGGCCAACACGGCGCUCGCCGCCUCGGCUGUUCUCGCCGCGUCCAUCCUUGCGCUCGUUCUCUAG